AUUUAUUUCUUCAGUGGAAACCACUGUGUUGAAAUGACAAAAGGGAUUAUUCAUCUAUUCAAGGAAGACAAAAAGACUCCGAUCGACAGCUCAAAUCGGUCGCUCAUGCUCUGCAUGUUGGCCGUGCCGACCUACGUCCCUCUGCACGACUUGCUUCAGUUCAUGUCACCCUUCUCGCCCCAAAUAGAACACAUACGAGUGAUACGGGACUCGAAACCCAGUGCUUACAUGGUUUUGCUCAAGUUCCGGUCUCAGAAGGCGACAGACGAAUUCUUCGGGAGUUUCAACGGAAAAGCUUUCAAUUCGAUCGAGGGUGAUAUCUGUCAUUUGGUCUACGUAGCUAAGGUAGAGGUGAUCAAAGGAGAAGACGACGAGAGGAGUGCAGAUGUUCCUCUGACCGGUCAUACUGAGCUCCCCACGUGUCCGGUUUGCUUGGAGAGGAUGGACGAGAGUAUCGAAGGCAUUCUCACGAUCUUGUGCAAUCACUCGUUCCACGAUGUCUGUCUGGCGAAAUGGCAAGGAGAUUCGACAUGUCCGGUUUGCAGGUAUACUCAGACACCUCAGCAAGACGCUGGAAACUGUUGUCAGACUUGCGGAGCUACAGAGAACCUGUGGAUUUGUUUGGUUUGCGGCCACAUCGGUUGCGGACGUUAUGUGUCGGGACACGCCCAUACGCACUUCACUGAAACGGCGCACACGUACGCUAUGCAAGUCGAGAACGGUUCCGUUUGGGAUUACGCUGGCGAUAACUACGUGCAUAGACUGGUGCAGAACAAAACAGAUGGCAAGCUGGUUCAAUUGGAGACGCAGAGCGAAGGCAUGGACGAGAAAGUGGACUCCGUUCAAUUGGAAUACACGUACAUGCUGACCUCGCAGCUGGAGAAGCAGAGACGCUUCUUCGAGGACGCACUAGAGCAACAGGCGAAGGACACGCUCCGACAGAUCAACGAACUCAAAGAGAAGACGAGAAUAGCUAUCGAUGAGAGAAAGGAGCUCGAAAGCAAGAUGACACAGGUGACGAAGGAGCGUGACUCGCUACGGAAGAAGCUGGACACGGUGUCCUCACAGUGUACGAAACUUAAGAAGGAUCUCGCCGAAGAAAAAGAGUUGAGUUCCUGUCUGCUGCAGGAUCAGCGGAAGUGGCAAACGAGGAUGGAUCAGAUUUCUUCACAGAUGUCGAAGUCGAAAGAUGAAUCCGACGCAAGGAUUCGGGAUCUCGAGGAGCAGCUGCGCGAUGUGAUGUUCUUCCUGGAAGCAAAGUCGAAGAUCGACAAGCAGCCCGACGAGCUUCGUGAGGAACUGCAGGAAGCCAGUAUCGUCGUACCCAGGAGUCCGGCUCCGGAGGGUCCGGGGGCGCGAGCUCGGAGCCGCAAAAAGAAAUAAUAUCUUCGUUGUGGCUUUUUAAAUCGAGUCUCAUCGGACUUCGCCUUGUUGAGAGUUCAGGGAAGAACAGAUGAACCAUGU
Messenger RNA from Galendromus occidentalis (western predatory mite), 1464 nucleotides. Its product is annotated as BRCA1-associated protein. Gene Ontology annotation, molecular function: ubiquitin protein ligase activity; zinc ion binding. Gene Ontology annotation, biological process: Ras protein signal transduction; protein ubiquitination. Gene Ontology annotation, cellular component: cytoplasm. The transcript is spliced from 7 exons. The record is from RefSeq and is a predicted model, not a curated record. NCBI's taxonomy places the organism in Eukaryota, Metazoa, Arthropoda, Arachnida, Mesostigmata, Phytoseiidae. Bases 34 to 1383 code for a protein of 449 amino acids.